AAACAUUGCAGCGUUUAUAGGCUGCGUGAAAAGUUAUAACAAACGCAAAAAAUUAGGGCGAUAUGGUUUCGCUACAAGUUGCAAUAAUAAUUCUGGCAUUGUUGACGACUCAAUUGGACAGCUAUGCAGUUUCGGGCUAUUCGGUAGGCAUGCCAUUUGAAGUUACAUCAAUUGAAGACCUGUCGUCAUCGGUGGAAUCGGACACUUCAUUUGAAACCACGACACCAUGCCCUGCUGCGGAGACUUUGAAUACUCCAGUGAUUGAAACUACAACUGCACCAAUACCCGAGAGUGCCUUCGAGAUUUCAGAUCAAUUUGGCUCACUUCCAGAGGCACGUCAGUUUGCAGUAGUCCAACAGAACUUCAACAUUACUGGACCUUCGACACGUAAUCGGAAAAAGACAUCGUGCCUCUGUAAGGAGUGCAACCCUGAGAAUGGUUUCUACAUCAAGCACUUCCGUCAGUAUAACUAUUACUACCCACAUGGCAGAAGCCUUGGAGGACACCAUAUCCCACAUCAUUUGAAUCUCUUUAGCUCUGAUGAAUUCUUACCAAGCGAUGACGCGCCCAUUGCUUCGAGUGUAGUCACGGCUAAUAAUUUAAAUGUAGUGAGCAGCAGCAAGAAAAGUUCAAGGCCAACAGUUCGUUAUAGCCCACCGGGAGUAGCUUCUUAUGUGCCAAAUAAUGGUUUUAACUCGGUAUACCAUAACCAUCAGUCUAGUACGGCAACUCGUCAUCAUCAAAAUGACGAUGAAUACGCUAGAGGCCAAUCGUCAGGGUCUGAUGAGAACUUAAGUCAAAACGGCGAACAGACGUCAUCUGAUGAAUCACCAGAGCAGACAACUGAGCCAACACCAUCGCAGAUUGAUAUUGAGUCCGCAACAACGAUUCCCUUAGACGACAACGUUAGCGAAGACAUAAUUUCCUAUUUGUCAGAACCAAAUGUUUUUGGUCAUGCCCAAACGACAACAUACAACAACAACAAUGGCAACAACCAACGUUUCCAAUCGCAACGAGUUAGUAUUUCAUCGCAUUUGCAAUCUCAAUCGCAACCGCAAAAUUAUGCAAACUCUGAGACUCAGCAACAAGUUGGUAUGUCGUCAAGUGUUCGGUCACAGGGUUCUGAGCAACAUCAACAACAAAAACAACAACAGCAAAUUGGAUCAUCAUCCAGCACUUAUCAAUCAAGCUCUGAAUCAAAACAACAGGAAAGUGUAACAUCAAACAACAAUCAUCAAUCACAACCGGAAUCAAGUUCAGCUGCUCAACAACAAGUUAGUGUAUCCUCAAGCAAGCAGUCGCCAAUUGUGUCGAACUCUGAGUCUCAACAACAAAACCAAAUUUCAUCCAGCACUUAUCAAUCACAAACUUUGCCAGCCUUUGGAUCAUCAGCAUCCUCAUCAAUUAACUGGGCCAAUGAUUACGAUUUUGGUAGCCCGAAUAGUAUGACAAUUGGCUAUAAUCCUUAUUACCAAUCACAACCAUUUGGUGUGUUACCAAUAGUCCAGCCACCCCUAGUACCUACAGUUCCUGUUUCAAGACCAAAGAAGCCAAUGAAUUGGGUAAGAAGUCCAUCAGUCAAACCAACAGCACCACUUCCCGUGCAGAAUAAGCCAAACACAUGUCAGUAUUUUAACAAUCGAGUUAGAAAUUUGCCAAAUUUUUCGCUACCACCACCACCAUUGCCACUUUUUGAUUUUACAAAUAUGUCACCAUACUAUUCGGUUAUUCUUUAAGGAAGGAAAGUAUUAAGAAACGAGAGGAAAAAGGAACGAAUCGAAAUUUAAAUUUAACUUAACUAUAUUAUAUUUAUAUUGUGCAUAUUUAUGA
Molecule: messenger RNA, 1830 nt
Organism: Eupeodes corollae
Lineage: Eukaryota; Metazoa; Arthropoda; Insecta; Diptera; Syrphidae
Product: probable basic-leucine zipper transcription factor H
Exons: 2
Coding region: 63-1736 (557 amino acids)
Source: RefSeq, a predicted model, not a curated record